This is a messenger RNA of Episyrphus balteatus (marmalade hoverfly), 1018 nucleotides long. RefSeq names its product glutathione S-transferase D1-like. Lineage: Eukaryota; Metazoa; Arthropoda; Insecta; Diptera; Syrphidae. The record is from RefSeq and is a predicted model, not a curated record. Gene Ontology annotation, biological process: glutathione metabolic process. Gene Ontology annotation, molecular function: glutathione transferase activity. The transcript has 3 exons. The coding region runs from base 162 to 788 and encodes 208 amino acids.
CGACGCCGGCAAGUCAAAAAGCCCUCAACUUGUAAAAGCUUUUUCUCAUUUAAAAGGCAAGACAAGUCCAGAUCAAUGUUUAGUUGAAGUUGACUCUUCGUAGCUGAAUUAUUAAGUUCCAAAUCCUUUUCGAGAUUUAUUAACCAAAAAAACCAGAAAACAUGGAUUUCUACUACUUGCCCGGAUCUGCUCCAUGCCGUUCAGUCCUUAUGACUGCCAAGGCUGUUGGUGUUGACCUAAAUCUCAAGGAAUUGAAUUUAAUGGCCGGUGAACAUUUGAAGCCAGAAUUCGUUAAGAUCAACCCACAACACACAAUUCCCACAUUGGUAGACAAUGGUUUUGCUCUAUGGGAGUCUCGCGCUAUCUGCGUUUACCUUGUAGAAAAAUACGGCAAGACUGAUUCCCUUUACCCCAAGGACCCCAAGAAGCGUGCAGUCAUUAACCAACGUUUGUACUUCGAUAUGGGAACAUUGUACCAACGAUUUGCUGACUAUUACUACCCACAAAUCUUUGCCAAGGCACCAGCAGAUCCAGAGAAAUUCAAGAAGAUGGAAGAAGCUUUUGGAUUCUUGGACAUUUUCCUCAAUGGUCAACAAUAUGCUGCUGGUGAAAGUCUAACUGUUGCCGAUAUUGCAUUGGUUGCUACCGUUUCCACCUACGAAGUUGCCAAAUUUGAUAUUAACAAGUAUCCAAAUGUUGCCAAGUGGUACAAAAAUGCAUUGGCUGUGACACCCGGAAUUGAUUUGAAUAAAUCUGGAGUUGAAGCUUUUAAGGCAUAUUUUGAUUAGAUUUUAUAAGAAGUAAUUUAUUGUAAUUUUUAAUGUGUUGUCAGCUUGAUGUUGAUUUUCAUUUUUUUUAAAUUAAAAAAAAAAAAAAAAAUAGUAAUAAUAAUAAGGUGCUCUAAAAGCUUUACCUAAUUGUAUUAAUUUUUUUAAAUGCAUUUAACACGUUGUUUGUAAAACAAAUCAAAAAAUAAAAUUUGAAAAAAAAACACUACCACAAAAAUACCAUGAUCAAA